AUGGCUACCACUGCAUCAAACCUCUACUUCCUUCUAUUGGUAUCUUUUCUUUGUGGAAGAUUUGAAACAGCACACGCAAAUCAACUCAUAAAGCUCGGUGCUUCCCUAUCUCCCAUUGGCCGUCCCAGUUCAUGGCCUUCACCUUCUGGUCGAUUUUCAUUCGGCUUUUAUCAUCAAGACAAUGGCUUCAAAGUUGGAAUCUGGCUGUUCGAUGGGAUUAAUAAAACAAUUGUUUGGACUUCAAAUCGCGAUGAUCCUCCUGUUUCCUCAAAUGCAAGGCUUGUUCUGACCAUAAAUGGUGAGCUUCUUCUGCAAACAGGUCCAGGGCAAAACAGGGUUAUUGCUCAUAGUAACAAUGGAACUGUUUUCUAUGCUUCCAUGCUUGAUUCUGGAAACUUUGUUCUGCGAAACAAAAGUUUAGAAAUCCUUUGGCAGAGUUUUGAUUACCCAACUGACACCCUAUUAGGGGGACAAAUUCUACCUACGGGGGGUCAAUUGUUAUCGAGUUCAUCAGACACGAACCAUUCUUCUGGAAGGUUUCAGCUCUCAAUGCAGGCUGAUGGAAACCUUGUUCUGUACCCACGGUAUUCUGCUGACACACCUUCGGAUGCUUACUGGGCCUCUAAUACUGAUUAUGGCACUAGUUUCAAAUAUUAUCUUUUGCUCAACAGCUCAGAUACUCAGCCUCUAAAUAUUGUGAAUGCCAGUAGUUCCAACUCAGAAAUUCUUUGGAGGGAUGUUACCAGCUUCAACUUCUCCAAAGGGAACAACACUAUUUAUCGUGCAACUGUUGAUUCUGAUGGAGUUUUACGACUCUAUGCUCAUUUUGACGACGCAAAUCGGAAACAUCAAGUUACAAACUUCUGGUCACCGCGAGAUUUGGACAACCUUUGUAAAGUGAAGGCUUUUUGCGGGUUCAACAGCUACUGUACCAUUAAUGACAACCAGCCUUACUGCAAUUGUCUUCCGGGAACUGAUUUUAUAGACCCAAGUUACCAUAAUCUUGGAUGCAAGAGGAACUUCUCAGAAGCAGAAUGUAAAGGUAGAAAAGAUAAUGCAACUUUUUAUUACAUGUCCCCUAUGAGUGAUAUGAGCUUGGGUGAUCUUCCUUACGUUGAAGAAGAGAUUCGGGAGGAGGAAUGCUCGUCUUCUUGUUUGCAAGAUUGCUAUUGUGGGGCUGCCUUUUAUGACAAUAAUCGCUGCAAGAAACAAGAGUUUCCAUUAAGAUAUGUCGGCAGAGAAACACAAGGGUCCUCUUCCUCACCCUACACAUUAUACAUCAAGGUGGGAAAUCAGAGUCUCAAAAGCAGAGAUGAACCCAACCAGCCACCUCCCAUCAAGACUACGAGUAAGAAAGCAAUUAAGGUGAUCAUUCUCAUUGUCUUGGGUUUUGCAAUUCUUUUAUGUUCAUCUGUUGCAGCCUCUAGCCGAUUUAUAUACAACACUGGAGUUUUAAGUUACAAGAGGUUGUUGGAGAUUGGAGAUUUAGGCUUGAGCGAUGGGAUUACUCUGAGGGUAUUUUCAUACAAUGAGUUGAAGAAAGCAACAGAUAGUUUCAAACAAGAGGUGGGUAAGGGCUCCUUCGGAUCCGUUUACAGAGGAACUUUACAAAAAGGAAGAAAACUGAUUGCUGUAAAAAGGCUGCACAGAUUAAUUGAAGAAGGAGAGAGAGAAUUUCAAGCAGAAAUGCAAGCCAUUGGGAAAACACACCACAAAAACUUAGUCCGCUUGCUGGGAUAUUGUGCUGAGGGAUCUAAAAGGCUUCUAGUUUAUGAGUACAUGAGCAAUGGCUCCCUUGAGAAGCUCAUCUUUGGUGAUAGCACCAUACGUCCAGAUUGGGAGCAGAGAAGAAGGAUAGCAUUGGACAUUGCAAGAGGCUUACUAUAUCUGCAUGAACAAUGCAAGGCUCCCAUCAUUCACUGUGACAUAAAGCCUCAAAACAUAUUGAUGGAUGAGUUCUUGACAGCUAAAAUAUCAGAUUUUGGGUUAGCAAAACUUCUAAUGCCUGAUCAAACAAGAACCUUCACCCAAGUUAGAGGGACAAGAGGUUAUUUGGCUCCGGAAUGGAAUAAGAACACUCCAAUAACAGUGAAAGCGGAUGUUUAUAGCUACGGAGUAAUGCUUUUGGAGAUUGUUUUUUGCAGAAGAAGCCUAGUGGUGAACAUGUCAAAUCCAGAACAAAUUGUUCUAUCAAAUUGGGUGUACAAGUGUUUUGCUCGGAGAGAGCUAAACAAGCUGGUUGUCGGGGAAGAAGUGGAUAAUAGUUUACUGGAGAAUAUGGUGAAAGUGGGGUUAUGGUGUAUUCAAGACGAGCCUUUUCUUCGGCCAUCGAUGAAGAGUGUGGUGUUGAUGCUUGAGGGAGUUACUGAGGUGGCUGUUCCUCCUUGUCCAUCCCCUGAUUCUAUUUGA
Neltuma alba is the source of this 2409-nucleotide messenger RNA. RefSeq names its product G-type lectin S-receptor-like serine/threonine-protein kinase LECRK3. Gene Ontology annotation, molecular function: protein serine/threonine kinase activity; ATP binding. Bases 1 to 2409 code for a protein of 802 amino acids. The transcript has a single exon. Lineage: Eukaryota; Viridiplantae; Streptophyta; Magnoliopsida; Fabales; Fabaceae. Gene Ontology annotation, biological process: protein phosphorylation. The record is from RefSeq and is a predicted model, not a curated record.